Messenger RNA from Erigeron canadensis, 2349 nucleotides. RefSeq names its product heat shock 70 kDa protein, mitochondrial. The transcript is spliced from 6 exons. NCBI's taxonomy places the organism in Eukaryota, Viridiplantae, Streptophyta, Magnoliopsida, Asterales, Asteraceae. The record is from RefSeq and is a predicted model, not a curated record. Gene Ontology annotation, biological process: cellular response to unfolded protein; protein refolding. Gene Ontology annotation, cellular component: mitochondrion; cytoplasm. Gene Ontology annotation, molecular function: ATP hydrolysis activity; heat shock protein binding; misfolded protein binding. The coding region runs from base 91 to 2136 and encodes 681 amino acids.
UACUAAAUCCAUUUCAGGUGAAAACCCUAGAUAAACCCCUCAUAUUCACACACAUCGUCUUCCUCACCGAUCAUCUCAUUUUCUUUGUAAAUGGCCACCGCCGCUCUUCUCAGAUCUCUCCGCCGACGAGACAUCGCUUCUUCUUCUCUUUCCGCCUUCAAAUCCUUAAGUGGAACCAAAUCAUCAUGGACUGGAUCAUAUACGAGUCACAAGAUGGGCAUGAUUGCCAGGCCUUUCAGCUCGAGACCUCUGGGAAAUGAAGUUAUUGGUAUCGACUUGGGUACUACAAACUCCUGUGUUGCGGUUAUGGAAGGAAAGACUGCAAAAGUUAUAGAGAAUUCCGAAGGAUCACGAACGACUCCAUCAGUUGUGGCGUUCAACCAAAAAGGAGAGCUGAUCGUGGGUACCCCAGCUAAACGCCAAGCGGUAACUAACCCUACCAACACCGUGUUUGGGACAAAGCGGUUGAUUGGACGAAGAUAUGACGAUCCACAAACUCAGAAGGAAAUGGGAAUGGUCCCGUACAAGAUUGUCAAGGCUCCAAAUGGAGAUGCCUGGGUCGAGGCUGGUGGGCAGAAAUAUUCUCCUAGCCAGAUUGGUGCAUUUAUUCUAACUAAGAUGAAGGAAACUGCUGAAGCUUAUCUUGGAAAGACGAUCAAUAAAGCUGUUAUUACUGUGCCCGCUUAUUUUAAUGAUGCUCAAAGGCAAGCAACGAAAGAUGCAGGGCGUAUUGCUGGACUCGAUGUGCAGAGGAUUAUCAAUGAGCCAACUGCUGCUGCUCUCUCAUAUGGAUUAAACAACAAAGAAGGUCUUAUUGCCGUGUUUGAUCUUGGUGGUGGAACUUUUGAUGUUUCUAUAUUAGAGAUUUCAAAUGGUGUUUUUGAGGUGAAAUCAACAAAUGGGGAUACUUUCCUUGGAGGAGAGGAUUUUGAUAAUACUAUGUUGGAGUUCUUGGUUGGUGAAUUUAAGAGAACAGAGGGAAUAGACCUGUCAAAGGACAAGCUUGCUCUUCAGAGGCUUAGGGAAGCCGCUGAGAAAGCUAAGAUAGAGUUGUCAUCCACAACCCAAACUGAUAUUAACCUGCCAUUCAUCACAGCUGAUGCUUCUGGUGCUAAGCAUUUGAACAUCACCCUUACAAGAUCAAAGUUUGAGGCUUUGGUUAGCCAUUUGAUUGAGAGAACCAGGAACCCAUGCAAAAACUGUGUCAAGGAUGCGGGAAUCACAACCAAGGAUGUUGAUGAAGUUCUUCUUGUGGGUGGCAUGACACGUGUUCCUAAAGUUCAGGAGGUGGUUACAGAAAUCUUUGGGAAGGCCCCAAGCAAAGGGGUGAAUCCCGAUGAAGCGGUUGCCAUGGGAGCAGCAAUUCAGGGUGGGAUUCUUCGUGGAGAUGUUAAGGAAUUGCUUUUGCUUGAUGUCACUCCCUUGUCUCUUGGUAUUGAGACACUUGGCGGCAUUUUCACCAAGCUCAUUGGUAGGAAUACCACAAUCCCAACAAAGAAAAGUCAGGUAUUUUCAACGGCAGCAGACAACCAAACUCAGGUGGGUAUCAAGGUCCUGCAAGGAGAGCGUGAAAUGGCAAGUGACAAUAAACUCUUGGGCGAGUUUGAACUUAUGGGCAUCCCUCCUGCACCAAGAGGCAUGCCUCAGAUAGAAGUAACGUUCGACAUUGAUGCCAACGGUAUUGUCACAGUUUCAGCCAAAGAUAAAGCAACAAACAAGGAACAACAGAUUACUAUUAGGUCCUCGGGAGGGCUCUCAGAUGAUGAGAUUGAGAAAAUGGUCAAGGAUGCUGAACUCCAUGCCCAAAAGGAUGCUGAAAGGAAAGCACUUAUCGACGCCAAAAACAGUGCCGACACUACCAUUUACAGCGUUGAGAAAAACUUGAACGAGUACAGAGACAAACUUCCUGCAGAUGUGGUCUCUGAGAUUGAAACGGCCGUGUCAGAUUUGAGGAAAGCCUCUGGUGGUGAGGAUGCUGCUGAGAUUCAAGCAAAGAUUGAUGCUGCAAAUAGGGCACAGUCGAAAAUAGGUCAGCACAUGCAGGGUGGUUCAGGUUCAGGAGGUGAUGGAUCUGGAGGAGGUUCACAAGGUGGCAACCAAACACCCGAGGCAGAAUAUGAGGAGGUAAAGAAGUAGAGUGGUCUUUAAGUGUUCACAAGAUUUGCUAUUAGAUGUUUUUGUAACUAAUGCCGUAACAUGAGUUGAUCAGAUCUAGUAGAAAUAAUCACAUACCUGUUUAGUUGUACUUGAUCUUGAAACCUUAUGCCUUUUGGGAACUUGAGCUGGAGGUGCAUUUUUAUAUCACGAUGCCAUCAGUGUACUGGCUUUGAGGAUGAAUCAUGUUUUUUA